Juglans regia (Persian walnut) is the source of this 2224-nucleotide messenger RNA. Its product is annotated as protein misato homolog 1. Gene Ontology annotation, cellular component: cytoplasm. NCBI's taxonomy places the organism in Eukaryota, Viridiplantae, Streptophyta, Magnoliopsida, Fagales, Juglandaceae. The record is from RefSeq and is a predicted model, not a curated record. The transcript is spliced from 10 exons. Bases 192 to 1916 code for a protein of 574 amino acids.
UUGAUUGAAGAUACUACUUAAUUUUUCGCAGCAAGCUUCUUGUAAACACCAGAAAAGGUCUCCAGUUUAUUAGGGGGAUAACCACGGCCUUGCAGAUUAAGCUCUGCUUCGCUCAGAAGAGAAAACCCUACGCUACGGGCCUUGAGGGGACUUGGGAGGAGGCGGAGGUCACUUUUUAAUCGCCGCUAAGUAUGAAGGAGAUUGUGACUAUUCAAGUUGGAGGUUUCGCCAACUUCAUCGGUUCUCACUUCUGGAACUUCCAGGAUGAGUUGCUCGGGUUGGCUGCAGACCCUUAUGGCGAUCCAGUAUUCAAGAAUCAUUCUCUAAAUAUGGACGUGCUCUACCGUAGUGGUGAGACACAACAGGGCACCCUUACAUAUAGUCCUCGCCUGGUUUCUGUUGACUUCCAAGGUUCGCUUGGAUCUAUGAGCUCACGUGGUUCAUUUUAUAACGAGGCUACAUCUGCACCUCCAGAUGUUGUGACAUGGACUGGUAAUGUUUCCACUCAUGCGGCUGAACCACGGAGGAGGAAUUUGUUCUUGCAAAGAUUGAAUGAAGAAGAGCAGGAGAAUUCGACUCCAGUGAACAACAUUAGUGGUGGGAGGAAUGACCCUCAGAGAGAGAUUCAUGAUGAGGAUAUAGUUGACUACUUAGAUAAUGGCGUCGAAUAUUGGACAGACUUCUCAAAAGUUCACUAUCAUCCCCAAAGUUUGUAUGAACUGGGUGGAUUAUGGAUGGACUCUCAGCAAUUUGAUAGUUAUGGAGUUGGAAGGGACGCCUUCUCCUGGGAUUUACGAGGAGAAGAAAUUAGUGAAAGGCUUCGAUUUUUUGUAGAAGAGUGUGACCAUAUUCAGGGGAUUCAGUUCAUUGUCGAUGAUUCAGGAGGAUUCUCCUCUGUAGCUGCUGAUUUCCUGGAGAAUAUUGCUGAUGAAUACAGAAACACACCUGUAUUGCUCUAUGCUGUCAGGGAUCCAGGUUCUUAUGCGAUCCACAAAAGCCAAAAGCAAGCAAUCUCUAAGAAUCUUCAUGAUGCAAUUUCAUUUUCAAGACUGUCAUCCUUGUGUAAACUGAUUGUGCCAAUUGGUCUACCCUCCUUGAGUAGAAGUAAAGCUUCCGCGUUGCUCUGCAUUGAAGAUCAGAAGCCUUACCACUGCAGUGCAGUUUAUGCUGCUGCACUGCAUUCUAUUAGUCUCCCUUUUCGAAUGGAAGCACUUGGCCCCUCUGCCGAUUCACGUAAUGUUUUAGGUGCUUUUGACGUCAAUAGUAUUGUACAAAUGUUAUCAGGGCAAGGUAGGAAGAAUAUGGUGGCUAUUAUGGAUGUUGCAAUGCCAGCACCUUUCAUGAUUGGGAGACAGGCUGAACAAUCUUUGUUAAGGAAUUUGCAGCCAUUGACACCAGAGAUAGCAGAAGAUGUGGAAGACUUGCAGGCGGUGGAAUCCAUGACCAUCCAUGGAGCAUUCGGGACAGGAGGCCAUCGGGCUCCAAUUUCUGAAGUAAAAGAUAUGGUUCAUGCUGCCUAUGAAAAUGCAAUAACAAGACCAAAGUUCUGCAAUCUAUCUGUGGCUCUCUGUCCUCUCCCAAUUCCUUUACCUUUUCCUAAAAUAUUUAGAAGUGUUGUUGGCCAACAUGGUGAGCUGUUGGGUACUCCUGUCAAUGGUUCUCCAUUGAGGGGAUCGCUUGAUGUCCAUUCCAUCCCGAUGGCAGGUAGACUACGUUCUAGCAGUGCUGUCUUGCCAUUCCUGGAGAAUAGAUUAGGAAAUCUUCGAAAAUUUGGAACUCAGCAAGGGGCAGUUGGGGCCGAGUUAGUUAGGAGGUGGGGCUUUGAAAAGGAUGAAUUAGAAGAUAUGGGAGAGACACUAUCUACAGUGGUUCGGGAAUUGGAUCCUCACUUGCAGGUGUCAUCAGACUCAGAUUAAGCUGCUGGUUGAGAUAUUCACUGAAGAGUAGGGAAGAGUUUUGGCAAUUGCAUGGAGAUCUUAAAAAGGCUGCACAACAUUUGUAAUUUCUUUGUGCAAGUGUAAAGCAUAGCUGAAAGUCCGGAAGAAAGAAAGGCAAAGCUAAGAAACUUGAUAAAGUGAUAAAAGGACUCGUUUUUGGUUGUGCAGGACUGUUUGAGGCUGAGCUUAUCUUGUAUUAUGCCUUUUCUGUUUUUUUUUGCUUCUUUUUCUUUCUUUGUGCAGGAAAUUUUCCGAGUCUAUGUAUAAAAGUAGUCAUUUACGAGCUA